This is a messenger RNA of Symbiodinium pilosum, 574 nucleotides long. Lineage: Eukaryota; Dinophyceae; Suessiales; Symbiodiniaceae. The record is from the annotation of a GenBank genome assembly.
GUCGUUUGACGAGCGGAUGCACCCCUGGGCCGAGGACCCCAAGACCGUCGGCGCGCUGGCCGGCACUCAGCUGGCCAUCCUGGCAUCUGCGGCCGAAAAGGCUGAGGCCAGCAAGCAGAUCAAGGACGAUAUUCGCAAGGCUGGCGCGAUACCUCCCUUGGUAGAUUUCCUCAAGUCCGAUCAGAAUGACCGCGUGCAGACUGCCGUGGUCGCCCUCAGCUUUCUGACAGCAGAUUGCAAGGAAAACGUCGUGGCAGCCUACGAUGCCGGUGCCCUAGAGUUGAUGUUGAAACUCGUCGACUCAAAGGUGGCCGGAGAGAGGGCUGCUGCAGCAACCACCCUACGAAACAUCUGCAUGGAGAACGACGAUUACCGGAAGAAGUUUGUGGACCUCGGAGGCAUUCAGGCCUUGGUCAACCAGCUUGACACGCCCCCAGACCCAGCACUGAACCAUGCAGAUGUCCAGCUUGAGGCCGUCCUGAACCUGCAGGACAUGGUCGAGACUGAGGAGGGCGAGACCAUCCCGGAGUACGCAAAGCUAGCGAUAAAAGCCGGUGCCAUCGAAAAGCUCCAG